Messenger RNA from Etheostoma spectabile (orangethroat darter), 2573 nucleotides. It is a transcript of the gene ppm1h, whose product is annotated as protein phosphatase, Mg2+/Mn2+ dependent, 1H. Gene Ontology annotation, cellular component: mitochondrion. Bases 36 to 1862 code for a protein of 608 amino acids. Gene Ontology annotation, biological process: protein dephosphorylation. Gene Ontology annotation, molecular function: [pyruvate dehydrogenase (acetyl-transferring)]-phosphatase activity. The record is from RefSeq and is a predicted model, not a curated record. The transcript is spliced from 12 exons. Lineage: Eukaryota; Metazoa; Chordata; Actinopteri; Perciformes; Percidae.
GCGACCAAAUCCACCGGCAGCAACCGGUUUGUCACAUGACUAGCGUUCAGCACUGGCUGCCUGUAUGUGUGUGUAGCUUUUAUUUCCGUGUUCACCGAGGGAGCACUGGGCUGGAUGACUUUUUACGGUCGCUGUGUGUCUACCUUCCACGCCGCGAAACUGCGCCGCCGUGUUGGGAUCUGUCGGGCGGGGGGGAACUCACGCAAUCGCAUCGCCUGGACCCACGCUGCAGCACGACCAUGCUCACGCGGGUGAAAUCGGCGGUGGCCAAUUUUAUGGGAGGUAUGAUGGCUGGUGGCUCCAACGGUGACCAUCCCGGCGGUGGCUCGGAUCUGCCGCUGAAAUUUCCGUACAGCAGACCGGAGUUCUUGGGACUGUCGCCGGACGAGAUAGAGUGCUCGGCGGACCACAUUGCGAGACCGAUCCUCAUACUGAAGGAGACCAAACGGCUCCCGUGGGCCACCGGCUACGCAGAGGUAAUCAAUGCAGGAAAGAGCACAUUAAAUGAAGACCAGGCCUGCUGUGAGGUGCUGGUGGUCAAAAGGAGACCUGCAGGAAGCUCCACGCCCAACCGGACCCCGAUGGUCCGCAGGAGGUCUUCCCUGCCCAAUGGAGAGAGUUUGGGCCUCCGGGAGUGCUCACCCACCAGCGCUUUACUAAGACCCACUCAGAGCCUACAGGAAACUCGUUAUCUUGAGAUUGGCGGUUUAUUCCAGGACAGCUCUGAAGACCUAACCUUCCACUACUGGGCGUUGUUUGAUGGCCAUGCUGGCUCUGGGGUGGCUGUAAUGGCUUCCCGCCUUCUACAUCACCACAUCGCCAUGCACCUUCAGGAGGUGAUGGAGAUUGUAUGCACUCCAAACCUGCUGGCCCCCACGUGCCUCGGAGAGGAGCCCAUCAAUCACCACCUGACCUCCACAUCCCAACGCGCCCUCACCAGGGCCGCCUCGCUCCGUGGUGCUGCAGGGGCUCCAGGCUCACCCAGCACCCCACCUACACGCUUCUUCACUGAGAAGAAAGUCUCACAAGAAAGCCUGGUGGUCGGAGCCAUUGAAAACGCUUUCAAAGACAUGGAUGUGCAGAUAGAGAAGGAGAAGGCAGUCUACAACAUCUCAGGUGGCUGCACUGCUCUGGUGGUUGUCUAUUUGCUUGGGAAGCUCUACAUUGGGAACGCCGGGGACAGCAGGGCUAUCAUUAUCCGGGCAGGGGAAGUCGUCCCCAUGUCAGCAGAGUUCACACCGGAGUCAGAGAGACAGCGACUGCAGUUCCUGGCCUACAUGCAGCCCCACUUAUUAGGAAACGAGUUUACACAUCUGGAAUUCCCGAGGAGAGUCCAGAGAAAGGAAGUGGGGAAGAGGAUGCUGUACCGUGACUUCACCAUGUCGGGAUGGGCAUAUAAAACCAUUGAGGACGAUGACCUAAAGUUUCCCCUGAUCUACGGCGAAGGGAAGAAGGCUCGUGUGUUGGCGACCAUCGGGGUCACAAGAGGUCUCGGGGAUCACAAUCUCAAAGUGCACGACUCUAACAUCUACAUUAAGCCCUUCCUCUCCUGCUGCCCAGAGGUCAAGGUUUACCCUUUGGCACAGUGCGAGCAUGGAGCCGACGACGUUCUGGUGCUGGGCACCGAUGGUCUGUGGGACGUCCUCUCUAACCAGGAAGUAGCUGAAGCGGUCACCUGUUUCCUGGCAAACUGUGACCCCGACGACCAGCACAGGUACACAAUGGCAGCUCAAGACCUUGUAAUGCGAGCAAGAGGGGUACUGAAGGAUCGAGGCUGGAGGAUAUCCAACGACAGAUUAGGCUCUGGAGAUGACAUCUCUGUCUACAUCAUUCCCCUCAUGUACGGCAACAAGCAGAACUAGCCAAGCUACGAAACUACAACUACUAACGAAACGUAAUCCUGCCUUCUGCAAUUCCCCUCAUCCCUUGUACUCUUUUUAAAGUGCUUUAGUGUGGAUGUCCUCCUCUGCUGAGGGAUCCAAGAUGUCUCUGGUCAGAAAUGGGAUUUCUGUCCACGCUGUUUCCCCCAUGAUCAUCCUCAAACAGGAUGAUCUCUUUUUCUCUCGUCCUUUUUUUAUAGAAAAGAAACGUGAAAAAGAGCUGUUGAAGAGUACUACUGAUUUUUUUUAUUAUUUGAUUUUUUUUUGUUAUGUCGAGGAAGCCAUCAUGAACCUUGUUGUGGGGGCAAUGCCUAAGGUUGAGAGCAUAGCCUCUCAUGGAUGAGAUGGUAAUGUACAUCUCAGGAUUGCAGUUACUAAUUUAAUGCACAAUAUUUAUAAAUGUGAAAAUGUAAAUACUCCCAAGGUGUAAAACAUUUGAUAAGUGUGUCUAGUUGAACACCUGUACAGUGUAAAAAAACAAACAAACUAAAAACUAACCUGAAGACUGAUGUCCUACAUAUAUGAAUCAUGCCUCCUAUGUAGAGCUUUUGAAAUUAGCCACGUUCAGCCUUCUCUAGACAGUAUUUCAGCUUGUUCUCCUGAUGCUGAAGUUGCUAUUUUUUUUACAUUUGCACCCCUUGCAGUGCUAUACUGUACUCACUAUUAAGGAAAACAAUUUUCUUUGGAAAUGAA